AUGAUGACCCCUUUUUCCCUCCAUAAAAAAAAAAAGUCAAAUCAAUUAUAUUUAGCUUUUCGUUUUGUUUUAUUUUGUCUUUACUUUUAUAUCUCCACCCCUAAGUUAAAAACCAUGGCUGAACAAAAACAAAAGUACGCUUUGAUUACUGGAGCAUCAUCAGGAAUUGGAUACUCAUUAGCUAAAGAGUUUUCCAAAAAUAAUUACAAAGUAUUUGGUCUUUCACCAGAAUCUGUUCUUCAUUUACAAAAACCAUUAGAAAAAGAAUUUGGAUUAAUUUCAAUUGCAUGUGAUAUCACUAAUGUUAAUGAUAUUGAAAAUGCUAAAAAAAUCAUUGAAAAAGAAACAAAUGGAGGAUAUUUAGAUAUUUUAUAUAAUAAUGCUGGUAUUGCUAUUGGUUAUCCAGCAAUUGAAAUUCCUGUUGAUAAAUUAAAUAAAAUUUUUCAAAUUAAUGUAUUAGGACAUAUUAAUAUGACACAAUAUUUUGCACCUUUUAUUAUAAAAGCAAAAGGUUCAAUUAUUUUCACUUCUUCAGUGGCUGCUCGUGUUCCAUUAUCUUGGAUUUCAGCAUAUUCUGCAACAAAAUCAGCUAUUGACGCAUAUGCAAAAACAUUACAUGGAGAAAUGGAACCUUUUGGUGUUCGUGUACAUAGUGUUAUUACUGGUGGGGUUCAAACUCCAAUUGGUAAAGAUGAUAAUAAACUUGAUGAUGUUGAAAAAAUUUUUGAAACUUCACCUUAUAAUGUUGAUGGUAUGAUUGAUAGUGUACUUUCUACACUGAAUAUGUCAAUGGAAAGAGGAAUACCACCAGAUAGAUAUGCAAAAGAUUUGGUUGCUAAAAUUACUAAGAGAUCAAAAAAUUUCAAUCUUUAUGGGGGUUCUCAUGGAUAUCUCUUACAUCUUGUAGGUUUAUAUUUCCCAUUAUGGUUGAUUGAAUUCUUAAUGCAACUUAUCUUCAAACAGUUGACACCAUUUAAGAAUAUCAGAGAAAAGUAUCAAAACUAG
Molecule: messenger RNA, 1005 nt
Organism: Candida tropicalis MYA-3404
Lineage: Eukaryota; Fungi; Ascomycota; Pichiomycetes; Serinales; Debaryomycetaceae
Exons: 1
Coding region: 1-1005 (334 amino acids)
Biological process (GO): phosphatidic acid biosynthetic process; triglyceride catabolic process
Cellular component (GO): endoplasmic reticulum; lipid droplet
Molecular function (GO): acylglycerone-phosphate reductase (NADP+) activity; triacylglycerol lipase activity
Source: RefSeq, a predicted model, not a curated record